Molecule: messenger RNA, 1599 nt
Organism: Zingiber officinale
Lineage: Eukaryota; Viridiplantae; Streptophyta; Magnoliopsida; Zingiberales; Zingiberaceae
Product: zinc finger MYM-type protein 1-like
Exons: 4
Coding region: 1-1599 (532 amino acids)
Molecular function (GO): protein dimerization activity
Source: RefSeq, a predicted model, not a curated record
AUGGGGCCUUAUCAACCAGAUAUGUUGGAGUAUCCGGCUACAAAAUUUGGAAGUCAAAAUCGUCGAUUUCAGAAAAAAUGGUUCCAGAAAUUUCAUUGGUUGGAAUAUUCGCCUUCAACAAAUAAGGCAUAUUGUUUUUAUUGUUUUCUUUUUCUGAAUGAUAUUAAUUCAUCUAAUAUCUCAGCACUGGUCAAUGAAGGAUUUGACAAUUGGAAAAGAGUAAAUCAAGGAAAAACAUGUGCAUUUCUUGCUCAUAUUGGUUCUGUAGCUUCUUCACCGCAUACUAUGUGUGAGAGAAGGGUUGAAAAUUUGAUGAGACCUUCUCAACAUAUCGAUAAUGUGAUUCAUGUUCAAGCUAAAGAGGAAAAGGAGAAAAAUCGUUUGCAUUUGAGGACCUCAAUUGUCACUGUUCGCUGGCUAGCACUUCAAGGUUGUGCCUUUAGAGGCAACGAUGAAUCUUUAUCUUCAUCUAAUCGUGGAAAUUUUCUUGAAUUGGUGAAGGCUUUUGCAAAAAUGAGUACAGAAAUUAAUGAAGUUGUACUAGAAAAUGCUCCAAAAAAUGCUCAAUAUAUUGCUCCAGAAAUUCAGAAAGAGAUUUUACAUAUUAUGGCCAAUAGAGUACGACAGAUGAUUCGUAAAGAAGUUGGAGAUAAAGUCUUUUGUAUUCUUGUUGAUGAAGCACAAGAUAUAUCUAAACGGGAGCAAAUGACCAUUAUCUUGAGGUUUGUGAAUAAUCAUGGGAUUUUGACAGAAAGAUUUUUUGUCAUCAAAAGUGUUAGUGACACUACCUCAUUGAAUCUGAAAAAUGAAAUAUCAAAUGUUCUUAUACAUUAUGACUUACAAGUUAAGAAAAUUAGAGGUCAAGGAUAUGAUGGUGCUAGCAAUAUGCGUGGUGCAUGGAAUGGACUUCAGGCAUUAUUUCUCAGAGAUUACAAUAUUGUCAAUAUUGUCACUUCUUCUACUAAGUGUAUUGCUGAGUUACGUACUGCACAAAGAAAUGAAAUUGAACAUAUGUUGGCAAUUGGAGAACGUGAUUUUGGAAGUGGGGCCAAUCAGAUUGGUAGUUUGCAACGGGCAGGAGCUACUCGUUGGAGUUCUCACGAUGACUCAGUAAAAAGCUUGAUAGCAAUAGAUUCCAUCUUGAUGGAGUUAAAUACUCGGUUCAAUGAGUCAUCGAUGGAACUACUUUCUCUUAGUACAGCUUUAGAUCCUAAAAAUUCAUUUGACUCAAUCAACAGUGAUGAUAUUUGCAAACUUGCAAAGAAGUUUUAUCCUGAAGAUUUCACAAUGCAAAAUUUGAAGGUUUCAACACUUGUUAAGUUGUGUCAGCAAUUGACUGAGAGUGGGCGAUCAAAGGUUUACAUUAUGUUGACUAGAUUGAUUCAUCUUAUUUUGACGUUACCUGUUUCUACCGCCACUACUGAGCGAGCAUUUUCAGCAAUGAAGCAUGUGAAGACGGCACUUCGCAAUAAAAUGGAGGGUGAUUUUCUUGAAGAUUGUUUAACACUCUAUAUUGAACGAGAUUUAGCUAAAGAUAUAGAUGUAUAUUCUAUUAUAGAUGAAUUUUAUGUUUCAAAAUCUCGUAGGGCACAAUUUUGA